This is a messenger RNA of Pocillopora verrucosa, 1873 nucleotides long. Lineage: Eukaryota; Metazoa; Cnidaria; Anthozoa; Scleractinia; Pocilloporidae. The record is from RefSeq and is a predicted model, not a curated record.
UACGGUGCUGACGAUGAGAAUUUGUUUGCAAAUCAAAAGGUUCCUGCCCUGGUGACCAUUUUUAAUUAUUUGAUUUGCUCUCCUGAACUCAUCACUGGCUCUACGCUCAGAUCUAAAAGGGCUUUAACUGCUGCGUGUGCCUCUGUCGAUUUACCAGUUUGACGAUCAAGUGUCAGAAGGGUUUUUGCCACUGAUCGUUCAAGGCAAACUUUUAUGCACCGCUCUUUGUCUGCUUCUCGUUCGCAAGAUGCCUUCCGUUUACGAGUCGCGACACCUAGGCAUGGUGAUAUGAGAGAAUGACUGAAUUAACUUACCCUUUCUUUACUAGCUACAGCAGAUAUGGGAUCAGGAUCCUCUUCUGUUGGACCAUUUCCACCGACGAAAUGUAGACUACAAACGUAGCUGUCCUUCGUGCACACAAACGAGUCACCUCGAUGACAUAACCUUAUCCACCUUUGCCUUCUCUCCUUUUGUCUAACUGCCCCCGGAAAAUGGAAAAACUUGACUGGGUCGCCGUUAGCGUUUCUUACCCAGGAGUUGAAGUAUCGCGAAUCGUUUUUCAGAUAGCCAUAUCGACAGGGUCAAUAAGGAAUUGCAAGAGCUUGGUUACAAACAUGGAGAUCCUUUGAAAGUGGAGGAUGUCAAUAAGUUUGAUCAGAUGCACUAUUAUGGAAGCAAAGCAGUCAAUGAGGCAAUAGAUAUGCUAGGAAUAAGCUCAUCUCACAAGAUCCUAGAUGUAGGCUCAGGUCUUGGGGGUCCUGCAAGGCAUUUGGCUCACACCACAAAUUGCUCUGUCACUUGUCUUGAGCUUCAAGAGGAUCUUCACUCAGAGGGGCAAGAUUUGACAAGGAGAUGUAACUUACAGGAGAAAGUAACUCACAUAUCAGGAGAUUUUCUCAAAAUGGACUUAGGUGAUGGCAGUUAUGAUUUUAUAGUGUCUUGGCUGGUUUUUCUCCACAUUCCAGAUAAGAAGAGUAUAUUUGAACGCUGUUUUCAUAAUUUGAAACCAGGAGGAAAAAUUUUUAUUGAAGAUUUCUAUCAGAAGUCAGGUGUAGAUUUAACCGAAGACGACCUGAGAGUUUAUGAACAAGACUUGUACAUGAGCAAUCUCGCUGAAAAAGAUGCUUAUAUAAGCCAGGUGAAGGCAGCAGGGUUCACCGAUGUCCAGUUUGAUGAUCUGACCGAAGCUUACCUGUCGUUCGUUUCAAACAGACACCAGGAAUUUUGCAAACAGAAAGAACGCCAUGUGCGGGUGAUAGGGCAAGAUGCAUUCGAUUCCCUAGAAUAUUUUUACUCAAAAGUUCUUUGCGUAUUCACGAAAGGCAUUACGGGAGGUUGUCGUGUUAUUGCGACUAAACCAGUUUUGUAGAUCAAAGUUAAUAGUUUCCUAAUUAAAAAAGACGUUUGCGCAUUAAGUAGUUUUAAAAAAUAUAUUAUAAAAUAAUUCAAAUAGUACGCGCGCUCUGAUUGGCCAUAGAACCAUUUUACAUGAGCGUAUGUAAACACGGUUUUCAUAAUGAAUCUUCUCGCGGAGUUCUCCCUGCUAUUAAUUUAGCUGUAACUCAGUUUCUUUAAGUUUGUUUUGAGUACAGUAAUGGAAGAAGAAGAUUUUCCUAAUUUUUCUUUGGAGUUUAAUUUUCCCAGUAUUCAAGAAACGGCCGAAAAGCCAAAUGAACAACAACAACAAGCACGUCGCUUUCCUUCGUUGCAAGAAGAGGCUCUUUCUUUAGUUAUUUUAUAAAAGAUAGGCCCGAUAUUAUCUCGUGUUAUCUCUUAUCUCAUGUUCUCCCAACCUCCUGCGUUUUCACAUCAGGCUAUGUAAACACGGAAACCAUUUUACAUUUCUUCAGUGACAAACUAAGAAAUAUAUAAU